Molecule: messenger RNA, 2712 nt
Organism: Filobasidium floriforme
Lineage: Eukaryota; Fungi; Basidiomycota; Tremellomycetes; Filobasidiales; Filobasidiaceae
Product: nuclear condensing complex subunit
Exons: 17
Coding region: 1-2712 (903 amino acids)
Biological process (GO): mitotic chromosome condensation
Cellular component (GO): condensed chromosome; condensin complex
Source: RefSeq, a predicted model, not a curated record
AUGCCAGUCGCUAGACGGACGAUAGCGAGAACCGCUCGCGAGUCGGUACCUCUUCCCGACGACCUCGUCAACUACCUCGAUCUCAUCCCGCCCAUCUUUGGACAAGUCCAGCACAACGCUUCUAAUCACCGGAAAAACGUAGUGUCUCUUAGAAAGAUCCAGGACAAAUGUGCCGAGAUUACGGAGCAGGGUCCGAAGGGCACGAUGCUGGUUGGGGAAAAGGGGUUCAAUACCAAGUUUAUGGAGUGCCUUGAGAGGGUGUUGCCUGUCAAGAAGGGAGUAGCCGUAGCGGAUCGAGUGGUUGCGUUCGUCGGGAAGUUCGUGACCUACACCACGGAACAGGGUGAGGAACGAUCGAUACGUAGGAUUACCGGCGAGAAUGGCGUCGUCGAAGGUCCUUCCUCCCGCUUCACGAUCAAGCUCACCAGACACCUCCUCUCCGGCUCAUCCGCCAAAGACAAGUCCGUACGAUACCGAAUCGUCCAGACCCUCUCUGUCCUGCUAAACAGCCUCGGCGAGAUCGAUGACGACCUGUAUGAGCCUCUACGGACCACCUUGGUCGCCAGGGCCAACGACAAGGAACCGAGUAUUCGAGUCCAGGCAAUCUUGGGUCUCUCCAAGCUGAUGGGAGGAGAAGAUGAGGAAGAACUCGAUGAGGACGAACCUAGCCUCAAGGAGAUCGUACUCGACAUGAUGCGAUUCGACCCCGCUGCCGAAGUCCGCCGAGUCGCCUUGUAUCACCUUCCUCUCCAGCCAGAGACAAUUGAGCAUAUCUUGGCCCGAUCCAGGGACGUGGAUUCGACCUUGAGAAAGGUACUCUACAGCAAUAUUCUGAACAAUAAGAACGUCCCGGACAUGAGGGUGUUGACGAUCGGCCAACGGGAGGAUCUCAUCAAGAAUGGGUUGGGUGAUCGGGAGGCGGCGGUCAGAAACGCGGCUUCAGGGAUGAUCGGAGGUUGGAUUGGGGAAGAGUUUCUGGAGCGCUUCGACCUUUCCAACCCGCAGACAGCGGAAGAAGCGCUGUUGUCGCUGUUUGGCACGCGAAGAGAGCUGGUCGACGACCUGGAGUUUGAUGAGGCGUUCUGGAACGAAAUGACGCCAGAGAGAGCCUUUUUAGCUCGAGUGUUCGUAGAUCACUGCGCAACUAACAAGGACGACGCUCGACUUGAAAGGGUCCUCCCGGUGGUGACCUCAUUUGCCUUCAAGAUCCAAGACGAAUUCAACACCCUCAUCAGCAUGCUACCUGAGGAUGCUUUACAGCCUGGUUUCGUCGGUAAAAGUUUCGUGGUGGCCGAAUUGUGCAAGCUUGCGGUCGGGCUGGAUUAUGCGGACGAGAUCGGGCGACGCAAGAUGUUCCAGUUGGCGCGCGAGAUGAUCUCGCAGCCAUCCUUGCCAGAAUCGCUCAUCUCCCUAUGCAUGAACAUCCUGGCUAGCAUUUCUGACAGCGAACGUGAUCUCAUUCGAGUGAUCGUGGAUGUCGUGACCGAAAUCCGUCUGGGAGAAGACGAAGGGAGAGAUCGAGGGAUGUCCAUUAUGGCCGACGAUGAUUCCGCCUCGGUUGCAACGUCGGUACGAUCCGUUACACGCCGACGGAGACAGAGUAUACUAGCCAAAGCGAACGAUCCGGCCGCACAACUUGAAGCUGCUACCAUCGAUCUGCGUUGUUUGCUCGUCUGCGGGAGCCUGCUAGAACGAGUCAAUGGAACGCUUCGUGAUAACGAGGUCUUUGCAGGUGUCAUAAGCGACCUGAUCGUACCGUCUCUACGGAACAAGGAGGAACCGGCGUUGAGAGAGCAGGGUUUGAUCUGCCUAGCACUGUGCUGCAUGAUCGAAGUCAGAAUGGCCAAGGAGUCGUUCAUCCUCUUCAUGCAGCAGUUGAACGCAGGUGAUGAUGAUCUUCGAAUCAAGACAGCGCAGAUUCUGUUCGAUCUCUUGAUGGUGCAUGAUAUCGGCACAUUGGUACAGGAUCUAAUGCCGGUCGAGCAAGUCGUCGGAUUGGUUCGACAUAUUCUCGCGCUCGACGUUCCUGGACUCCAGGCCGUGUCGGCUGAGGGUAGCGCCAAGCUCUUGCUUAGUGGAAUGCUUUACGAUGCAGGACUCUUGCAACAACUUGUCCUACUGUUCUUGUCGAGUGACACAGUGACAAAUUUGCCAUUACGCCAAUGUCUGAGUUACUUUUUCCCGGUAUAUUGCUAUUCUUCGCCCUUGAAUCAACGGCGCAUGCAAGAGAUUGUAGUUCCGACAAUCGAAAUGCUGGCGACGCAGAUCAAGGCAUUCGAUCCCAACGAACAGGCGAUGCCACUGAGUCAGAUGGCACUAUUACUCGUGGACUGGACGGAUCCUAGCAAGGUCGUAGAGCGAGAAGGUGUUGAGUACGAUCAACAGAUCCAUUUCUACCUUGCCGAAGGGCUACUCCGAAUGAUCGCGACUCGCAGUGACAAGGAAAUGCGAAAGACGAUUACUGCGCUGUUGUCAAAGCUCUAUCUUCCCGAUCAAGUCGAAACGCCAAGGCUGCAGGCCAUGGUUGUCCUGAUCCGUAAUAUCGCCUCGCGACGCCCACUGGCUGAUGCCGCUUCGCGAAAUGCACUCUCUCGAUUUGAAAAAUCGCUCACCAAGCAUUAUCCUGAACAGCUAGAAGAGGCGAUAGACGAAGAUGCGUUGCGUCGGAUUGAGACGCUCGAGUCGGUAUGGGGUGUUAUCGAUAGACUGUGA